AUGAUCACAAAGCAGAGCAACACAAAGAAGACCAUAGUUGUUGGAGUUUUCAUUAGAAACUCGAGUAUCUGGGGAGUCCAUUCUUCAGCCAAGGAUCAUCUCCUUUUCACUAAUUUACGGGUCUUCAAAGAAGCUGAGCUAUCGGAUACUUCCUACGGAUCCUUGAUUUUCCGUGAGAGGUGGUUAGAUUGCAACCGUUCAAGCACAGUGUAA
Arabis nemorensis is the source of this 213-nucleotide messenger RNA. The record is from the annotation of a GenBank genome assembly. Lineage: Eukaryota; Viridiplantae; Streptophyta; Magnoliopsida; Brassicales; Brassicaceae.